Molecule: messenger RNA, 2637 nt
Organism: Lizanozyma spartinae
Lineage: Eukaryota; Fungi; Ascomycota; Pichiomycetes; Serinales; Debaryomycetaceae
Gene: NRP1
Product: Nrp1p
Exons: 2
Coding region: 1-2637 (878 amino acids)
Molecular function (GO): RNA binding
Source: RefSeq, a predicted model, not a curated record
AUGACCACUACUUGUGACGAUUCUAACAACUAUGUCACUAAGGACUCUACCGAGUUGAUAGAAUUGGCUUGGAGUUUGGUGGAUGCAGAAACACUAAACACCAUAACACUGGAUUCAGUUUUGGUAAGACCGGUCAAUACUCCCAUCACUCCAUAUUGCUCUCACAAGUAUCUGGUUUCUUGGGAACUGGUGAGAAAUGCUGGUUCUUUUAAAGAUGCCAUCACCAAACUUGAUAACGUAAUCCAAACUCAUAUUUUAUCCAAACUGUUGGAAUUCUCCUUUGUGGCCCAUGAUAUCUCCAAAUUAAGAGUUCAAAUCCCAAGAGAAGCAAGAGAUAAAUCAGUGGUGUUGCCUCCUUAUUUACAACAUCCUCGAGUCUUUGAUUUAAGUAAUGAGUAUUCCAAAUGGCAAUUAUCUCAUCCAGAAGCUCUUAGUUACACUGCAACUUCCUUCACAAACAUUAUAACAGCUUUAGAAGUGGAGUUGGAUAAAAAGUACAAAGGUAUCAUUUCCCCAGUCACUUCAGCUUCAACAACCCCCCCACCGCUGCAGGAAAGUGAAACUGUGGUUAUUCCAUCAUUAGAACAACAACCAGUAUCCACUGAUGAUGAUAAUUUUGCCACCGAAAGUUCCUCCUCAUCUCCAGCCAUAGAAUCUAGAACCAAAGAAGCUGUGGAUUUAUAUUCCAAAAUAUUGGUUCAACUUAUUAAGAAAUCUGUUCCCUUAAAUGACCAUCCUCUUGUUUUGACUAAACCUUAUGAUACAGCUUAUGACAUAAAGAUAUUUUUGGCGGAAAGAUCAAAAAUCUUAUAUCUUUCCAACUUGCCUCAUGAUACAACUCAAUCUGAAUUGGAAUCAUGGUUUACUCAAUAUGGAGGCAGGCCAAUAGCAUUCUGGACUUUGAAGAACUUGGAUGAGAACAACAAUAACAACAGCAACAACAAUAAUGGCAAUAACGGCAACAAUGCUAGCAAUGCUAGUAAUAAUACCAAUAAUCUCAAUGCCAAUUCUGUUCCUGGUAACGAGGGUACUCCUCAACCUCCAUCAAGUGGUUCCGUCAAUGAAGCAAAUACGUUGGGUGAUAUUAAAGCGAAAACCAAAGGAACCUGUGGGUUUGCAGUGUUUUCCACACACGAAGAAGCAACCGAAUCUUUGGCAAUGAAUGGAAGAGUAUUGAAUGAUUAUGCUAUAGAAGUACAAGCUUCCUCCACCAGAGUUCUUGAUAAAGCCAGUGAUCUUUUAACUCCAUUCCCACCAUCUAAAAACAGACCUCGUCCAGGUGAUUGGACUUGUCCUUCCUGCGGAUUUUCGAAUUUCCAAAGAAGAACAGCAUGUUUUAGAUGCUCAUUCCCUGCCACAUCUGCUGUUGCCAUUCAGGAGUCCAUGUACUCUAGUGGUGGGAACAACAGAAGAAAUAACAACAACAACAACAACAACAACAAUAACAACAGUAAUAAUAGUAACAACAGCAGCAAUAACAAUAACAAUAACAAUCUUAAUAGCAACGGAAAUGCCGGGAACAAUCAAGAUAAAUUAGGGUUGAACUCAGUUUCUAUGAAUUCAGCCUCUUCAUACCCUUAUUCCGAUCAAACAUUCUUAAGUCCCGCAACAAAUGGUGGUAAUAACUAUCAAAUCAAUCAAAUAGGUGGAAACGAUGCUACUGGUAACUAUAUCUUGGGUGGAGGAAACUCGAACAACAAUUCUGGUAAUAAUAAUAACAACAACAGCAGCAACAAUAACAGUAACAACAACAACAACAAUAAUAACUACAAUAAUAGUGGCAACCAAGGAGGAAAUAACGGUGGAUCUAAUAGACAUUUCACUGGUAACACUGUUCCAUUUAGAGCAGGGGAUUGGAAAUGCUCAAAUGAAAUUUGUCAAUAUCACAACUUUGCAAAGAAUUUGUGUUGUUUGAAGUGUGGGAGUGCAAAGCCAGCUAGUGUUGGAAACUCCAUGAACAACAAUAAUAGUCCUGCAAUGAUUCCAACGCCAGGUCCAAUCAUGGGACUUGGUAGUGGCAAUCAAGGAGGAUCUGGGUACAUGCAAACACCUGGAGGACAUCAAAGCAGACAUGGAUCUGUUAGUGGAAAGCAUUAUUCGAAAAUGCAUUACAAUAACAAUAACAAUAACAAUAACAACAACAACAACAACAACAACAAUAAUAAUAAUAAUAAUAAUGCAGCAGGUAAUGGGAAACAAAAUUAUAGGAAUAACCAUGGAAAUAACGCGGUUAAUCCUCAACAAAAUGCCAAUGGUUUACCCCAACAUAUGAUGAUGUUCCAACAACAACAACAACAAGGUUCAGGAGUCCAGUUGCCACCUUCACAAUCGUUUCCUCUUCAACACGGUGGUUCGCCUGCUUCGCUGGUGGUGAGCACUUCGUACAAUCAAAAGUUUGGUAGUCAAUCAGCUUCUAAUUCACCAGGAUUAUACGGGUCGUUUGGUCCCCAGCAAUUCAAACUCGGAGGUGAGAAUCCUAGUACGGCAAAUUUAAGCUCAGGAAUUAAGACUAAUGACGGUGGUGUCAACCCUACUAACCACCCCAGCAGCAACAACAACAACAAUAAUGGUAGUAACGACAACCCAGUGUUCAACGCUCUCACAAGUCAGAUUAAUUCGUUAAACUUGAACUUUUAA